Molecule: messenger RNA, 1368 nt
Organism: Scheffersomyces stipitis CBS 6054
Lineage: Eukaryota; Fungi; Ascomycota; Pichiomycetes; Serinales; Debaryomycetaceae
Exons: 2
Coding region: 160-1368 (402 amino acids)
Source: RefSeq, a predicted model, not a curated record
AUCAUUAUCAAAAUAUAUAUAAGUUCUUGAAUCAUCAGAACACUAUCGACGCAUUUUUCCAGUAGAUGACCGGGCUUUUGUCUUAUCUUCAUUAUUCAGCAAUUUGAAUUUUUACAAUCAAAUUAUUCCUAAAUCAAGUACCAUAUUCCACCAAAUAAAAUGGACGCUUCUUCUUGUGGACCUUCCAGCGCUUUGGCAAACCUUUCCAAACACACUCAGCGUGACAACACUCUUCAGAACGAGUAUGCAGCCAAAAAUGCCCAACUCCGGACUGGCCCAGCCGGUUUUCGCCAGAAUGGAAAUGCUGUAGAUGCCAGAUUGAAUGCUGAGUUCCACAACUUUCAAGGAAAUGGAUUAGGAGCCGAAUUUCCAGCCUUUGCUGGAACCCCUUCUUUUCAGCAACAAGCUCAACACUUAAACCAGCAGCAGUUUCAGCCAAACAAUGCUGGCUGGGUCCAGGACUUCUCGGGCUUGUCUAUCAGUAACCAGCCACAGCAAGUAGGUCAUCCUCAAAGUGACUGGCACCAGCAGUUUCUUCAACAACAGCAACAUCACCAUCAACAGCAGCAAUUUGAGCAGCAGAAUAUUCAGCAGGGUCAGCAGUUUGCACCAAAUUAUGCCCUGAGUGCCUUUUCUAUGAAUAUGAGAACCAAUUUGUCUACGCCUUUAUAUGCCCAGCAGCAAGUUCAAACUGGCGCACUGCUUACGGAGCACCAGGAGAUUCAUAAAAUGGAACAGGAGAAACAGCUUUUUGAUUCCCAUUUUGAUCAACUUGAGAAGGAAUUGAACCAACAGCUGCAGGAAAAGCCAGAAGUAGAGGUACAAGUAGACAAAGUUGAAAACGAGCAGUUUGCUGAGACAGCUAGACAAAUCGAAAAUUCCUUGCGACAAUUCGACACUGCUGAUGCUGCAACUAAAGCAAAGAUAGAGAACUCAGACUUCUUGAAGUUGAUGAGCUCCAUUUCCAACAAACAAGUAGUAUUGGAUGGCGACAAAUUGGUAGACUCUACAGGCCAGGAUAUUCGCGAAAAUGUGAACGAACCUUUGCAACAAAUCAGUAGACCUGACUAUCAUGAUCCUAUUCACGACAUACCCGUUCCUCAAGAAGCCAGACCAGAACAGAUUAACAAAUUACCGGAUCCUUUAUCCCAUAUGCAAGAUGGACUGUUAGGCGACGUCUAUGAUGCCUUAUCCGCAGCUAAAGUAGUCUCAGGUGGACAAGUCAAGACAGGAGACUGGGUGGAUGAAGAUGACGAGUGGCUUGAUAUGACUACUCCAUCUAUAAGCAGGCCAAAGAAGGCAAGCAUCAUGGCAGACCAUUGGCAAGAAGUGUAUGACGACUAUAGAAAUGACGAUGAUUUUCAUUAG